This is a messenger RNA of Dipodomys spectabilis (banner-tailed kangaroo rat), 1628 nucleotides long. It is a transcript of the gene Arf4, whose product is annotated as ADP ribosylation factor 4. Gene Ontology annotation, cellular component: cytoplasm; plasma membrane. NCBI's taxonomy places the organism in Eukaryota, Metazoa, Chordata, Mammalia, Rodentia, Heteromyidae. Gene Ontology annotation, biological process: vesicle-mediated transport; intracellular protein transport. Gene Ontology annotation, molecular function: GTP binding; GTPase activity. The coding region runs from base 231 to 773 and encodes 180 amino acids. The transcript is spliced from 6 exons. The record is from RefSeq and is a predicted model, not a curated record.
CUUAACGCCUGGGCUGGGGCCGCCGCGCCAGUCGCCGAGCAGGUCCUUGCCCCGCUAACUCCGCUCCGGGAUCUUCGUUCUCGACGCGCCGGGCUGCGGGCGGUCCAGCCGCUGGCUUUCUCCGCAGCUCGUUCUCUCCCCUUCCGCUCCUUUUAUCGUGAGCGUGAAAGGAGAAGGCCCUCGGCCGCCCGGACCCCUUCUUGUGCCCAUCGCCAAGUGCCACCACCGCCAUGGGCCUCACCAUCUCCUCCCUCUUCUCCCGCCUGUUCGGCAAGAAACAGAUGCGCAUUCUGAUGGUUGGAUUGGAUGCUGCUGGUAAAACGACCAUUCUGUAUAAACUGAAGUUAGGAGAGAUAGUCACCACCAUUCCUACCAUUGGUUUUAAUGUAGAAACAGUAGAAUAUAAGAACAUUUGUUUCACAGUAUGGGAUGUUGGUGGUCAAGAUAAAAUUAGGCCUCUCUGGAGGCAUUACUUCCAGAAUACCCAGGGUCUUAUUUUUGUGGUAGACAGCAAUGAUCGUGAAAGAAUUCAGGAAGGAGCAGAUGUGUUGCAAAAAAUGCUUUUGGAAGACGAGCUGCAAGAUGCAGUCCUGCUGCUUUUUGCCAACAAACAGGAUUUACCAAAUGCUAUGGCCAUCAGUGAAAUGACAGAUAAAUUAGGUCUUCAGUCUCUUCGUAACAGAACAUGGUAUGUCCAAGCCACUUGUGCUACCCAAGGAACCGGUCUGUAUGAGGGACUUGACUGGCUGUCAAAUGAGCUUUCAAAACGUUAAAUGAAACUGGAUAUCUAACCAAGGACAUAUGUGAUAGAAUUGGUCUAGGCUUGUUACAACAAAAUUAGUUUGCAUCUUGGUUAUUAAACAGUAUCUGAGACUGGUUUGGGCACACUAUUACAGCCUUUAAAACUUGUUUUGUUGCCAAUUAUUGUCUACCAAGUAUGGUAUUGCUCUUAAGCAAUAUGCUUGGUUUUAAAAGAAAUUCUCCUUGGGGAAAAAAAUAGUAUCUUUUAAAUUUUACUUCCCUUAUGCCUAAAUGCCUGGACAUAGCUAAUGUGACACCUUUAAAUUAAAUCUGUUUUUUGAACCUACCACAAAUAAUGUUUUAAAGUUAUCCCCUUGCUACUCUACCAGUAUCUUUAUCAUUCCUAGGGCAGUCUGCUGAUUUAAAAAUGUAGCAUUCCAUUUGUAUUUAUUUCUAUCCCUUGCCAAAAAAGGUUUUUUAAUACUGCUUGUACCAUCCAGGGAACUACUCCAAAACACUAUUCAGUCUUGCACUGAGGAAAUUUUUUUCUCCCUAUUAUUGACUUCUGGCCUCUGUCAGCCAAGCUUACUUUGAUGUGGCUUGGAUUUGAUAGUUAAUUCUGUGCUGGUUGCAAAGAGUUCAUAUUAGAUGUUUUAUAACAGUCAGCAGAUUGUCUUCCUUUAUAUUGUUAUCUUUUUUAUGUUGCAUGUUGCUUUUGGUAUCAGCCUGACUCUUUGCCCAGUAUAUGGUAGUUCUAAACGCUGAUGUUUUAUUGUUUUUUGGUGAAUAUAUCUUCCUUAAGAGUUUUUGGAAAUUUCAUCAAACUCAAUGAAUAAAUUUUCUUCAUAACCCAUUUGGAAUUAUUCCUAAUAAAAUGAUAAAAUACA